AUGGCACCAACACGUGGAGCACGUAAAUCGGAAACAGCGGCUGCAUCAUCAUUAUCAAUCGAAAAUCAACUACUAGCUGAUAUAGAUGAAUCAAUAAAUUUUGAUGAUGACGAAAAUCAAACAAAAGACGAUGGAGAUUCAAAUGAAUGUUCAUUUGAUCCAUUUUCAACUAAACAAUUUCAAUCGAAAAGACGACGUGGAUUUCGUAAAAAACCUCGACCAUUUAGCGAAGAUGAUAUUGAAGCAUUACAACAAUUAUCAUGUGCUAAAGCAUUUUCAAAAUUUCAUUCUCGAAUUAAAAGAGAAGCUGAAACAGAUGAAUCGAUUGGAGAUUAUCUUAAAGCUUGUGCUUUAUUAGCAACGAAAUUACGUCAUUGUAAAAAUGAAUUUUUAGAAGGUGAUAAUGCUGAUCAACAAAUUGAAAGUUAUUAUAAAGAUCGUAUUGAAGAAUAUUCAACAUUAUCAAAACAAGAAUUUUUAAAUUUAGCUGAACGUUAUAAAUCUGAUAUUCAUCAUACAAUUGAUAAAUGGCUUAAAAAGCGAAGAGAUGAUCAAAUGUAUGGAUCAACGAAAGAUAAUCCAUGGCCAAAAUGUUCACCUGCAUCGUUACGUGACCAAUCAACUAUUUUAAUAAGACGAACAAUACCAUGGAGACAACGUAGUUCACUUCCAGUACCUCAACAUAUUCAAUUUAUUAUUGAUGAUUUUCCAUCUGGGCUUCAACCUCUUUUACAUUUUCAUUUUCAUAAAAAAUAA
Rotaria socialis is the source of this 756-nucleotide messenger RNA. NCBI's taxonomy places the organism in Eukaryota, Metazoa, Rotifera, Eurotatoria, Philodinida, Philodinidae. The record is from the annotation of a GenBank genome assembly.